CGGGCAGCCAAUCUGCGGCGCCCCGGCGGCUGGUCGGGCCGAGCCCAGCGCGUCGGCGGGGGAUGCUGGUGGGCUGGCGGCGGUGGAGAGGAGCUGCGCGGCCACAUUGUUGCGUCCCUGCGGCGGGCGAGCGAGCUCCCCGCCAGGCGCGGCUGCGGCUCUCCCGGGGCUGGGAAGGCGGAGCGCGGCGGUUCUGCUCCUGGGGCCGUCUGAACCACCCCCCAGUCCUGGCUUCCGAGAGUGGGCAGGCAAUCUGCGAAGGAGGGGCUCCUGGCAUUUCAUGGUUCGCCCCCUGGAUGGUGUCUUGGCUUUGAUCUUCUCCCACUCGCCUCUGCUCCCUCCCAACCCAGGCGGGGAGGCCCCCUGGACCAUGAGUCGCUACAGCUUCUCCAACCUGAUGGACUGGAUAUACGGCGGGGUGGACCCCAGCUUUGAAGGCAACGGGGGUCGCGAGUGCGCCUCCUUCCUCCCCUGGGAGCAGCGUCUGCUGGAGAGCGUGGUCUUCAUCCUCAUGGGAAUCCUGGAGGUCCUGGUCUCUCUGCGGAAGAUCGGACGGUCCACGGCCAAGGAAGCUGCUGACCGCUUGGCUCAGUCCCGGGUCAAGGAGGAAUGUUGGGUCAAAAACCUCUUGCUGGUGACCUUCUGCCUGACUUUUGGGCUGGAGGUGGGAUUCAAGUUUGCAUCCCGGACGGUCAUCUACUUGCUCAACCCAUGUCAUGUGGUCACGAUGAUGCAGAUUUUUCUACUGGCUUGUCCACCCUGCCAUUUCACCAUGAUUCUAUUCAGGUUGCAAAUGCACAUGCUGAAUGGGGCCUUUCUCGCUCUCCUGUUUCCUGUGGUCAACACUCGAUUGCUACCUUUUGAAAUGGAAGUUUAUUACAUUCAACAUAUCAUGCUCUAUGUUGUUCCCAUCUACCUGCUUCGGAAAGGAGGUGUUUACACUCCUGAGCCAGCGUGGAAUUUCUGGUGGGCUUUGCUCUCCACUGGGUUGAUGUUUGUCUACCACUUCAGUUUUUUACAGAUCUUGGGACUCAUCACUGAAGUGAACUUGAACAACAUGCUGUGCCCGGCUAUUUCUGAUCCUUUCUAUGGCCCCUGGUAUAGAAUCUGGGCAUCGGGACACCAGUCCGUCUUGAUUAUGCUUCAUGGAAAACUCAUAAACCUCCUUUUCUAUAACGCUGUCCCAUUCUUUAAGCUCGGUGUGGAUGUACUACGAUCCCCAGCUAAGAAAAUAUCUUGAGGCUCUAUCCUGGUUUCUUUGUUGAAGGAUCUAGGAGAACCAGUGAUUGUAUUUGGGGUUGGAGAUGAACACCGCCUAUAUUGUUUUCGGUUUCUUUCUUCUAUUAUGACUUGAAGUGUAUUUUCCCACUAUUCUGCUGGGUCUUGAUUACCUGUAGCUGGCAAGGAUGGCGAAACACGUGGGCUUAUUUACACAAAAAAAGCCACAGGUAGACUUAGAGUACAACUUCUGAUCUUGCCACCUUGGACUUUUGGAGUUUGAGAUGUCCGUCACAUCAUGGACUACGGCUGAUGGAAAGCACUGUUCCACGUUCUCAUGACUUCAGUGAGUUUUUCCUUCUGCGCAGCAGCUUUUACCUUCAGCACACAACCUCUUUUUAUCUCGUGUAGACUUUGGGUGUGAAUAGUAUUCGGUGCUUCUUCUCUAUCAGUGCAAAUGCGAAGGUUGUUGCGUUGUAGAAAUUGGUUUAAACAUAUGGGGAACAAUUACAAUUUACUUGCUAAACACUGCCUUCUUGAAGCUCCUGAAAGUUUAAGCUGAAGCCUCCUCAGAUGCCACCAUACCUGCUGGCACUUCCCAGGUUGUUCUUCUAAAUUAAUUGGUGAAAAACAUCUUAAUUGCUGGAUUAAGAUUUGGAGAUUAGGAGAUGGAUUUGUCUCCGUUAAAGGCAUUGACCAAGAAAAUCUGCCAAUUUGGAGUUGGACUCUAUGUCAUUGUUAAGUACCGUAUAUUCCGGCAUAUAAGGCGACCCGGCGUAUAAGACGACCGACUUCGGCGCCGAGUCGCAUGCCUAGAAAGUUGUCUUACAUGCCGGAAACUACCAUUAUUUCCGGCGUAUAAGAUGACUCGGCAUAUAAGGUGACCCCCGACUUCGGCGCCGAUUUUAACGCUUGCGAAAGUCGUCUUAUACGCCGGAAAGUACGGUAUACUUAACGUAAAUGUAUUGCAUAUUGUACAUACAUGUAUUCGAUGUUAUGUACACACACACACACACACACACACACACACACACAUAUAUAUCAACUUCCCCCUUCUAGGACACUAGAAAACAUAACUUUUCUUCAUCUAUGAGUCACCAUCUAGCAAGACCCUGCAACCAAUGUGUUUGGAGAUCCUUGGGGGAGAACAACAUAUAUUCAGGAAUAUUAAAUGAAACUAGCCAGGUUUGACUAAAGUAGCCAAGCUGCAAAAGUUAUCCUUCAUGGAUAUUGAGGAAUAAUUGUCUUUUCAGCAUUGGAGUAAAUUGGAGAAAGGUAGAAGCAGGAUCUUCAGCUUUUGGAGUUGUAGCCGUGAUAGUUGUUCUGAAUUAUAUCCCGGUUACUCUUUUGUCCCAACCCACCAGGGUCUCCAGUUGUAUUGCCUUACAAGUCCCAUGUCGGGCAGCCUUUGAUACCUCAAGCAGAGAAAAUUUGCCUUAAGAGUCAACCUUAUCUGCCCUUUCCACCUGAAUGUGGGACGUUAUGGGAUGGGGUGGGUAUUCAGCAUGAAGAACUUCAAAAGGUAGUUUUGAAUAUUUCAUUCCAGUUGACCAAAACUUGAAUCUCACUGCAGUUUGGCAUGAUCAGAGAAGUUACCUUCUGCUUGGGGACUUUAUAGAUCUGGGGUUUUUUUUUGUAUUUGUAGCUGGUGAGACAUUUUGUAAAUGUUCAACUGUGAAUAUGCUUUAGCUGUCACAUUUCUAUCCUUCUAUGCUGCCCAGUGGGACAUUUCAUCCGUGUUUCUUGGGCCAAAUUCCAGAUGGUCAAAACCCAGCUGGGCCCUGGGGAGCUAGGUUGUCUUCUUCUGCUGUGCUGAAUCUUGAUGUUUACUCUUCAACAUGGCAUAUUUUAACAGACAUACCUGCAGUGAAAUUUCUAGAUGAAUAGCAUAGCCACAGUGUAUUUGUGUGUGUUUGUGUGUGUCUAUGCCUAUAGGUGACAGUUGUUCAGGAUUCCUUCCAUAAUAGGAUCAUAAAACUUACAGGGAGAUACGCAUGACUGUUUUAAAUAGUGAAUAUUGAGUUUUAUUAUUUUUUUUUAAAGCCAAGAAUUAGCUAGGGCGGGUUUCUUAUUUGGCUCUUGUCAGUGAAAGUGAUCUUCAUAUUUCUACAUGAUCUCAGUGAUCAGUCUGGAGCUAUCCUUUGAUUCUGUGCCAUAUUUAUCAUCCAUACCAUGGCCGUAUUAUUAUUAUUAUUUUUGGUUGGCCAUGUAACCAGUUAUCUGGGUGCCUCCUGAUCACAGGAGAGACGUUGAAUUUGCUUUCAGAACUACUUGCUGCUGAUAAAACAGGUGCCACUUUUUUUCUUUCCAGAUCAUAAAAUAGCUGAGACGGAUGACAAACAUUCCGUGUCCUCUGUUCGAGUCCAGGUUAUUUGAUGAAACAGCUGCCUUGCUAGCACAACAGAUUUUGGAAUUUUCUUUUUAAAUCACUUCUCUCUAGCCGCUGUUGAAGAGUUUUCUCUUACAUGCAUUCUGGAUGAAUAGCUCUUUUUAGAAAAAAGAAUGCUCUUUUGAGGGAGCAUUCUUCUUUUCUUUGGCAGAACUGUGGAGGCCGUUGAACCAAGUUGCAACUUCUGUGAAUUAGAAUUUGAGUUCUGUGCUGAAGCCACCAGAUCAUGGCGAGAUAAGGGGCUGCUGAUGCUAGAUCUGUCCAGAGGUUGCUAGUCCUGUUGGAUAAAAAGAGCAUCUUCAGCAGGAAAGAUAGCUAAUAUUGUUUGUUCUAGAGAUGGGAUUUUUUCUCAUUCUUUUCCCCCCCUAAAUUUAAAUUGGCGAGCUUUAUUGGGGGGAAAUGCAGUAGGAGGACAUUUUGACCCUUUAAGAUAAAUUCAGGGUCCUUUGUGGAACCCCCGUCAGCUGUGUUCUUUGUAAAUCACUAACAGCGCAAGGAAGAACGUGCCAUAUUUCCUCCUUGAAAUGGAAGUAUGGGAGGAUUUUCCAGCAGGGGCAAAAAAUGCAGCUAGAAGGACACACGUUUUAAUUUGUAGAUCGGUCAGGGGAAGAAGGAAAUAAUAGCAUAAAUUGGUUAACCCGAAGCGACAAGGGUUUGCAGGUUGCAUCCCUCUCGGCCUCCUUCACAAUGAAAACCCUUUGUGGCUACUCUCUUGAUACCUGGCAGCUUUCGUUGGCCAAAUUCUUUGAAUGAAGGGUUGGCUUAGAGCAUCCUGGAAAGAGGCUUGAAAAAAGCCGCCAGCAGAUUGUCAUGGAGGCCAAAGACGCAGCCUUGGAAUGCUUUGGUCCUCUCCCUUUAGCAUCCCCAUUCCCAUCGCUUUCUCUUUUCAUAAAGUCUUGGAAGAAUCUAAGUUGUUUCUAUUUACCGGAUAUGGAAUACUUCUGAGUUGCUUUCCUUGUUUUUCACAUCUCAGGUGAUCGUUGAGGCCAAGGUGGCCCACGGUCUCCCAUUUAUGGCUGUAGAACUUCUUGGAACUCUAGUUAGAUGUUCUUUUGGGGGCCAUCACAAACCAGGGCGAUAGGCACGUGUGCGCUUUUUAACGUGGAGUACCUCAGUGAAGCUGCCCUUUUGUGGCCCGCGUCAGGGUUUUGAUAACUUUCUUAUCAUGGAAAUUGAGUGUGCUUUGGAAAAGAUAAUAAUAAAUAAAACCUCAGAAACCAGCUCUUCUCUCAUAGCCAAAAGGCACCCUCAAUGUACGUCAGAUUAAUGCUGGUUUUAUCUACACCCGAGAUUGUGCAAUGGGAUGAGUUAUACUGCUGUUAAACUUCUCACAAUGCAAGUGUAUUUUUUUUAAAAGAUUUAUUUUUCAAAGCAGGACCUCAUCAAAAGGACUUUUUGUGGCUCAAGGCUGGAAGUUUCUCAAAUUGCUGUAAUUUUAGUUAAACGUGUGGUUCUUACAAACACCCAAGAUGUUUGCAAAUCUGGGAAACUGGAAGUUUACUGACCGUUGCUGCAGCUGUCUGAAAUGGUCUUUUUCUUCUAGUGUCUUAGUUCAGUUGGCAGCUUGGCAAAAAAACCAAAACAAAAUUAACUUUGUUCAUACGAUCUUUUCUUAUUUUCCUAGUCAAAUAGCCUUCAAAUGUUAAAAAACGAAUUUUUAGCUCAUUCUGUCUAUCAAGGGAUAGUUAAAGUACAGUUAUUUCCACUUCUGGGGAAUUAAAAAUAGAAUCGCCCACUAAGAUCAUUUUAUUAAGAUAUUUUUUAAAAACAAAAAACAAAAUACUGAUUUGGUUUUUUAAAUGUAAAAGUCAUUUUCCAACAAAAUUGUGUAUUUGGGUUUGUGGCUAUGUAGAGUUUGUCUCAAAUGUUUUUUUUUCCCAUCUCAAAAUAAAAUGUUUAUGGAAAAAAA
Molecule: messenger RNA, 5516 nt
Organism: Crotalus tigris (Tiger rattlesnake)
Lineage: Eukaryota; Metazoa; Chordata; Lepidosauria; Squamata; Viperidae
Gene: TMEM164
Product: transmembrane protein 164
Exons: 7
Coding region: 281-1240 (319 amino acids)
Source: RefSeq, a predicted model, not a curated record